AUGUACUGUAGCGUUCUAUCCACCCCCUUUCUCUCAGUUUUCUCUCCAGCUGCUGCUUUUGGAGCAUUCAAUGUUCAGCGCGUUGACAAACGUAUCUCUAGCAAGGAAAUCAAAAUAGAUCGACGAAGUCAGAAAGUAGUGAAGAAGAUCAAGGAAGAUACGAGGAGCAUUUAUGGAAGAAGUAAUUCCAGGGCAGAGUUGUAUCCCUCUGCUACUAUUAAAGCGAAAUGGAGGCGUGCCAAAAGUACAACCUGCCUGGGAAAAUCUGGCCAAUUGCAGCCAAAGCCACCGGAACAACUACCCAGCAAUGAAUACGGAGGAGGGUGCAUAUCCUUGGCAGAGCUCGACAGAAAGAGAGUUAAGAAGAAAAGGGAAGAUGGAGAAUAUAAAGUCCAUAAACAGGAGGCGCACCAGGAGGAGGAUCCAAACAUUAAAGGCUUACAAAGAGCUCACCUGAAGAAAAUCUGGGAGAUGGAUAUGCCAAUCAUCAACACAACCCCUACCUUACCCUAA
This is a messenger RNA of Linum trigynum, 513 nucleotides long. NCBI's taxonomy places the organism in Eukaryota, Viridiplantae, Streptophyta, Magnoliopsida, Malpighiales, Linaceae. The record is from the annotation of a GenBank genome assembly.